Messenger RNA from Talpa occidentalis (Iberian mole), 2119 nucleotides. It is a transcript of the gene TGM3, whose product is annotated as transglutaminase 3. Gene Ontology annotation, molecular function: protein-glutamine gamma-glutamyltransferase activity. The transcript has 13 exons. The coding region runs from base 1 to 2085 and encodes 694 amino acids. NCBI's taxonomy places the organism in Eukaryota, Metazoa, Chordata, Mammalia, Eulipotyphla, Talpidae. Gene Ontology annotation, biological process: peptide cross-linking. The record is from RefSeq and is a predicted model, not a curated record.
AUGGCUGCUUUGCAACCCCAAAAUAUUAACUGGCAAAUAAGCGCCAACCGGCAGGCGCAUCACACAGACAAGUUCUACAGCAAGCAGCUCAUCCUGAGGCGAGGCCAGCCCUUCACAUUUUCCUUCAGAUUGAACCGAAAUCUUGACUCUGGAGAGAGUCUGGAGUUCAUCACCUCCACAGGACCUGCCCCUUCAGAGUCAGCCAGGACGAAGGCUGUGUUUCCACUCUCCGGUGGCGCAGGAAGCAGUGGUUGGAGCGCACAGCUCGUGUCCAACCAGGACAACAUUCUGAAUGUCUCCAUCUCCUCCCCGGUCAAUGCGCCUAUAGGGUUUUACACGCUGGAUGCUCAGAUCUCCUCCCAGGGCAACAGGUCUGCUAUGAAAUUUGGAUCCUUCAUAUUGCUCUUCAACCCCUGGUUGCAAGCUGAUGGCGUCUUUAUGGGUAACCAAGCUGAGAGAGAGGAGUAUGUUCAGCAAGAUGCUGGCAUCAUCUAUGUGGGAAGCGCAAAUCGAAUUUCCAUGGUUGGAUGGAACUACGGACAGUUUGAAGAAAACAUACUGGACAUUUGCCUCUCGAUUUUGGAUCACAGCCUGAAUUUCCGCCGUGACCCCGCGACAGAUGUGGCCCGCAGAAACGACCCCAAAUAUGUCAGCCGGGUGAUGAGUGCAAUGGUGAACGGCAACGAUGACAAUGGUGUGAUUUCUGGGAACUGGAGUGGCACCUACACAGGUGGUGUGGACCCCAGGAUCUGGAAUGGCAGCGUGGAGAUCCUCAAGCAGUGGAGGAGCUCUGGCUUCAGGCCAGUCAAAUUUGGCCAGUGCUGGGUCUUCGCUGGGACCCUUAACACAGUGCUGCGGUCUGUUGGGAUCCCCUCCCGAGUGAUCACCAACUUCAACUCGGCUCAUGACACAGACCGAAACCUUUCUGUGGAUGUGUACUAUGACUCCUCGGGAACACCAGUGGAGAGGGGCAGUGACAGCGUGUGGAACUUCCACGUCUGGAAUGAAAGCUGGUUUGUGCGGACUGACCUGGGCCCUGCAUACAACGGAUGGCAGGUUCUGGAUGCCACACCCCAGGAGAGGAGCCAAGGGGUGUUCCAGUGCGGCCCUGCCUCAGUUAACGCCAUCCGAGAGGGCGAUGUGAACCUGGAGUUCGACGGACCCUUUGUCUUUGCGGAGGUCAAUGCCGACCGCAUCACCUGGAUCUACGACGCUGCCACCGGCAACCAGAAGAAGAACUCCACAGACACUCGCAGUGUUGGCAUCUACAUCAGCACCAAGGCAGUGGGCAGUUACUCCCGCAUGGAUGUCACGGAGAAGUACAAGUACCCAGAAGGUUCCGGUGAGGAAAGAAGAGUGUUUGAGAAGGCUCUGGGGAAACUUAAACCCAACGCAUCAUUUGGCCCAACCUCUGCAGGAGACAGGGAAAGAGAGGACUCAGAGCCCAGCAUCUCAGGGGUGUUCAAGGUCAAUGGCGUCCUGGCAGUGGGCAAGGAAGUCAACCUGCUCCUGCAGCUGAAAAACCUGACGCGAGAUAUGAAGACAGUGACCGUGAACAUGACGGCCUGGACCAUUGUCUACAACGGCACACUUGUCCACGAGGUGUGGAAAGACUCUGUCACAAUAUCCCUGGAUCCCGAGGAAGAAACCGAGUACCCGGUGAAGAUCUCCUACGCUCAGUAUGAGAAGUACCUGAAGGCAGACAACAUGAUCCGGACCACAGCCGUGUGUCAGGUCACUGACGAGGCCGAAGUGGUGGUGGCGAGGGACAUCAUCCUGGACAACCCCACCCUGACUCUGCAGGUGCUAGAUGAAGCACGGGUGCAGAAGCCCGUGAACGUGCAGAUGCUGUUCUCCAACCCCCUGGACGAGCCGGUGAAGGACUGCAUCCUCAUGGUGGAAGGCAGCGGCCUGCUCCGGGGCAACCUCAAGAUCCAAGUGCCAACGCUGCGCCCCAAGGAGAAGUCCCGGGUGCGUUUCGAGAUCAUGCCCACUCGGAGCGGCACCAAGCAGCUGCUUGUUGACUUCUCCAGUGACAAGUUCCCUGCCAUCAAGGCCAUGCUGUCCAUCGAUGUGGCCGAGUGAAGAUCUUGGGUGCCCUUAUACAAACUUGGGUAAC